AUGAACCGCUGUGACGCCCGCGCGUCUGUGUGCGCGCGCCUCUACGUCCGUACGCAACACCGCCGGACGCACACAUCGAUGUCUCGCGCCUUGUACACGAUGCGGACUAUGCCGGAAGAACCACUGGUCGAAGGUAACUUAAAGUCGGAGGCGGAGGUGGUGAGCGAAGUUGUCACCAUUGCCGCGCGCAACCCUAACUACGGAAUGAUGAACAACAACCAGUUCCACGAGCUGUUCGGCUCCCAGUGGCCGCCGGACCAGCACGGGGGCCACUCGUCCGCCUCGACGAUGCUGCACCCAUCGCAGCUGCCGCAGGGCGUUCAGCCGAAGCGGGAGCCCCACGCCGAGGUGCAGGGGAUGCACGGCCACAUGGGCCUGGACAUCACCUCCGGCUCGGUGGCGGACAGCACGUCGCCGCCGCCGAGCAGCGAGGGCAUGUUCGGCUCGUCCAUAUCCGGCAUGUUCAUGGACAAGAAGGCGGCGAACUCCAUCAGAGGUAAAUACGACAAGUGGCGUGCCGGUAGAGCCGGUGCACCCCAAAUCGAGAUAAUACCAUGCAAGGUCUGCGGAGACAAGUCAUCGGGCGUCCAUUACGGCGUCAUAACUUGCGAAGGAUGCAAGGGUUUCUUCAGGAGGUCCCAGAGCACAGUGGUGAACUACCAGUGUCCGCGCAACAAGGCCUGCGUGGUGGACCGCGUAAACCGCAACCGCUGCCAAUACUGCCGCCUACAGAAGUGCCUCAAGCUGGGCAUGAGCCGCGACGCGGUGAAAUUUGGACGUAUGUCGAAGAAGCAACGCGAGAAAGUGGAAGACGAGGUACGAUUCCACCGCGCACAGAUGCGCCAACAAACAGACGCAGCACCUGACUCGGUGUACGACGCCCAACAGCAGACGCCUAGCUCCAGCGAUCAAUUCCAUGGACAUUACAAUGGCUAUCCGGGGUACAGCUCGCCGCUCUCCUCUUACGGCUACAGCAACGCGGCGCCGGCGCUCACGUCCAACAUGGGCGGCAUCCAGCCGCCGCAGCAGCAGCAGCCGUACGACGUGUCCGCGGACUACGUGGACUCGACCACGGCCUACGAGCCCAAGCAGACCGGCGGCUUCCUGGACGCGGACUUCAUCGGCGGCCACGACGAACAACAAAAAAGCACCACCAUCGUCCGGCCCGUCGGCUCGACAUCCACGACCACUGCGACCACGUCGACCACGUCCAUGCGACAGACCACCAUAAACGACCUCACUCGCAACCGGAUACAGCAGGACUUCGACCGCUACGACCAGGAGCGCAUCCAAUCGCCCGCCUCCAUAUCGCCCGGCGUAAUCAACAUAAAGCAAGAGAUAAAACCCGAGACCUCGAUGGGCGUGGACAACUUAGUCGCCAGUUACGUCGACUCGACGACGUUCCUGCACAGCCCGUCGAAUAUGCACAGCCCUAUGGACAUCCAGAAUACGGUGUUGGUCAGCGGCCAAAGCUCCGUGUCGCUCACCAGCGAGGAGUUGAGCCCGGACGAUCUGACAUCCAGCAGUGGCCACGGACGGCUGAUGGACCCCCUGAACAUGAACAUGUCCGGCAUGGGAAUGGUGAACCCCAACGCCGUCUCGAACAGGAGACAUCCGGGCUCUAGUCAGAGCGCGUCGAGCGGUGACGACCUGCCUUCCGAAGGUGACAUCAGCAAGGUGCUGGUGAAGAGCUUGGCCGAGGCGCACGCGAACACAAAUCUGAAGCUGGAGUUCAUACACGAGAUGUUCCGGAAACCGCCAGACGUGUCCAAGCUGCUGUUCUACAACUCGAUGACUUACGAGGAGAUGUGGCUCGACUGCGCUGACAAGCUCACCGGAAUGAUCCAGAACAUCAUUGAGUUCGCCAAGCUCAUUCCCGGCUUCAUGAAGCUCACACAGGAUGAUCAAAUACUGCUACUAAAAUCUGGGUCAUUCGAAUUGGCGAUCGUGCGCCUUUCGCGGUUGAUCGACGUCAAUCGCGAGCAAGUGCUGUAUGGGGACGUUGUGCUGCCAAUACGCGAGUGCGUGCAUGCUCGUGACCCACGGGAUAUGGCCCUGGUUGUAGGCAUAUUCGACGCGGCGAAGACAAUCGCGAGACUGAAGUUGACUGAAACCGAACUGGCGCUCUACCAGAGUCUUGUUCUACUGUGGCCAGAACGGCACGGCGUGCGCGGCAACCCUGAGAUCCAGUGCCUGUUCAACAUGUCUAUGGCGGCGAUGCGGCACGAGAUCGAGACCAACCACGCACCGCUAAAGGGUGACGUCACAGUGCUCGACACGCUGCUCACUAAGAUACCCACCUUCAGAGAGCUGUCACUUAUGCAUUUGGAAGCGCUGUGCCGUUUCAAGGCGGCCCACCCCCACCACGUGUUCCCGGCGCUCUACAAGGAGCUGUUCUCCCUGGACAGCGUUCUGGACUACACACACGGC
Messenger RNA from Iphiclides podalirius (scarce swallowtail), 2430 nucleotides. NCBI's taxonomy places the organism in Eukaryota, Metazoa, Arthropoda, Insecta, Lepidoptera, Papilionidae. The record is from the annotation of a GenBank genome assembly.